Messenger RNA from Cadophora gregata, 6810 nucleotides. RefSeq lists its product as uncharacterized. The record is from RefSeq and is a predicted model, not a curated record. Lineage: Eukaryota; Fungi; Ascomycota; Leotiomycetes; Helotiales; Ploettnerulaceae. The transcript is spliced from 3 exons. Bases 1551 to 6239 code for a protein of 1562 amino acids.
GUUUAGUACCGUACUACUACCAACAGUAGUAGCGUCGGACUCGGGAGGGAGGGAUCUUUGGGAUGGAAGGAUUUGACGCUUCCCAGUAGUAGUCCCAGUGCGGAUCCAGAUUUCCCAAGGGCCAAGGCAAAGGACGUGGACAGGUGGACCUCCCCGAGCGCCCGUUGACCCCACUAUGGGCGAUCAGGACUUAGCCGCCCAGCACUGAUUCGAGAGCUAGCAACGCCACCAAGUCUCGUUUGCCCAACAUCAAAAAUCCUCCCCAUCCGGCCUCCUGCUUCUCACUUACACCGCUCGACGAAUGGAUUUCCUCCUAUGGCCUUGCCCUCCUCUCAUAGGUCUCAAUGCCAUGCAGUCCUCGCAGAAGCCUGCAGCAGCGUUGCAGAGACGCGCAGGCUGGCGCAGCACCUGCUUUUUUGUGCGCGUCUUGCGUGUGAGUGAGUUGAUCGUACCGUUGUCCGCUGCGUUCUUGCUUUUUGAUGCAUGCUUUCUGCGUGCCCGCCAGUUUGGAUGACUAGCCCUGUCCGUUUGUCUACUUUGCCCGGCUGUUCUACAGUACUCCUAUCCAGACAUACUGGCCUGGCUCGUGGAUCUUUUCCUUUUCCAACAGCUUCUAUUCCAGGUUUAGGCUCAGGCUUAAACUCUCUCUCCGGCGAUUCCAGAGGCAGAGACACGGCCUUCCAGCGGACCCGCAUGACUGGGACUGCUGCACUCUGCACGAUAUCGCUGGGAUCUGGAAGAGAUUCAAGUCCAGUCGACUGCUUCUCAACGCCACAAGCAAAUAUACCUCCCCCCAGCCCUGAUACCAGUCUUGGUAGUCACGGCACUCACGCUCCACUCGUCUCCACGGUGGAGCGGCCCUAAAGUUGACUCCAUAUCUCAGCAAUGGAUCAGCUCUCCCUGGGAUUCCCAUCUACGCCCUCUGAUACCUCCAUCGUCAUCCAUCAAACUUUGUCUCAACAAGAGGCUUGCGCUGCUAAGAGACAAGCGCCUUGCCAAUCUACCAACUAAAUCCUCGUUUCCGCUUUACGGCACGCACGAUUGCUAGUCCCCACAUUCUAGCUUUCGACCGUUCCGCAUCCAGCGCGACCCUUAACAACAGCAUCACAUCCACUUUCCUCCUUUUCUACUGUUUAUACUGUUGAUCUACUGCCCAAGCGUAAUUGUCACUUUUGUUCCUAGUUCCAUUUCAUCGCAGCACAUAUUCAGUAAACCCUGGCGGUACCGUCUGUUUACAUUACGCAACACUGGGAACUUUCGCCUGCGAGAACGGAACAUUGGCCACCACAUAUAAUUCGAGGCGAACUUUCGGACGACACGGAAAUAUAUUGCCAUAAUAGCCAAGUAUACUUUCUUUUGUUCUAGAGACUCUGUCCUCGCGGACAACAAAAGUUCUUGUUGCAGAUCCUGGACAUACUCCUACUCGUAUAAAUACCUCAUUUUUCGCGGAUUUCUCCAAGGAAUGUCGAAUAUACACCAAUACCGUACAUUAUAGCAGUUGGAUUCACAGCACAAAACUGGCAAGAUCAUGCGAAGUCUGAAGGAACAUAAUGGCAUCAUAUAAAUCAGGGUUCGACCCACCUACUAGGCCAGGUGACUUGCCUCGAGGGAGAAGACUUGGAGCAUACAUGCAGGCUGGAGCGGCGGGAUCGCCCGUGAAGGAUCGGAGGGAGGCAGAUAUUGCACAUCUCUCGGGACAGAUGGAAUCCAAAAGAGUGGUUGUGCCAUCGACCAGGACACCGCAGACAGGACUACCGAGGCCGAGCAUGCGCGAACCUUCGCCAAGUACAAGGAGGCCAGCGAGACCAGAGAGGCCAGAAAGACCGGAACGGCCGAAGGGUAUCACAGCAUCAAGUUUUGGCUUCGGCAGGGCUGCGAAUAAGGCAGCAGCCGAGAGGGUUCAGCCCGAGCUGAAAGGCAAAUCAUCUCGCAAUGUACUACGGAGGAAGCCUUCGUCAAUUUCACAGGUAUCAAAUGCCCGAUCGGGUAUGGAGAGAGCAGGAUCUUCGUCGCCAACGAAAUGGGCACAAACAUCAGCCGAACAACGUCCAAGUAUUGACGCUUCGAUGAGGUCAACAGAGGCUUAUAAUGAAAUAUUUACGAGAACAAGAGCCAGAGCUCCUCCAGUCAAGGACUCGCCACCCAUAAUCCCGGAACUGGAUAGGUACCGCAACAGACCGGACAACUUGGCGCCUCAAACAAGAGUUCUUGCAGACUUACAACCAAAGUUGUCUACUCAUGACCUGCCUCCACCGACUCCUCUUCUAUCUGGAACACCGGUUCACUCUGGUGGAAGUAGCCAUCACCGAUACAGUGGAUACAGUGGAAGUGGAUAUUCUGGAAGUGGAUAUAGUGCCAGUCCAUCAACUAGAUUCUCCGAAUCUCCAGGACCUGGAACUUAUAGCCGAGAUACGACCCCUACCUCCAUGUCAUCCCAGUCUCCAGGUAUAAUCGCGCCCCUAAAGGCUACUACCCCAAGACUUCGGCAAGGAAGCCCUGCUCUAUCGAGACCUCCUGUCACGAGCGUCACAAGAAGAAGAGCUGCGAGCAUUCCGAACGAGGGCGAAGUAGGUGGACUAGUCGAUCAGCAUGGCCUUCCAUCGUUACGAGAAUCAUUAACAUCGUCAUCGUCGAAUUCGACUGUCAAAGGAGAGGGUAAGACUAAGGAGAAAAAGAAAAAGAAGAGAUUGUCUCCACUACCACCGAGUCCACCGCCACGAAAAUCGUCUCAGAAGUUCAAAAAGUCUCAAUCCGAGGAGCAGGAGUCUCCUUCCAAAUCAUCUCAAGCACUCGCUAAACCAGUAAUGACCUCCGCAGAGUCGUCACCUGCCAAAUCACGAGCCGUACAACCCUCCGCUCCUGCUCCGAAACUUGCCCGCCCACCAAUACGGCCAAGUAGAGAAGGCCUCCCUGAUCUCCAAACUCAACUAGGCGAGUCGAUGGCAGUGAUCCAGAGUAAUUUGGCUGGAAUCAAUUUCUCACCAGACAGAAGGAGAAGUGCACUUCCCAGAAGUGCCGUUACGUCGCCUCCACUUGGUCCCCGCUCUCAACAAUCAAGCCGACUUCCGUCAAGAAAUCCUUCGCCUGUGCCCGUCCAGCCAUCUCCGCGAGAAGCAACACCUGCUCCUUCUGGACUCGGUAUCAUUCCAACUCUGAAGCCUCAGCAAAACCCAUCGUCAUCAAGAGGUACAGUCAGUCGCACUCCAAGUCCAAGUCUGGCAAGUUCGAAGCCUCGUUUCGGGUUGUUCGGGCGCCGCACAAAGACUGCGCCUGAGUUACCGACCGUUGAAACGAAGGAGAAGGUACUUCGCAAGGGACCUGUAGCCGGAACUGGACACGAAGGAUAUGGCCGAUAUGGUCCACGAGGAAGAAGUAGCAGUGCUGGAGGUCUGGCCAGAGCUCGGGACAGAAGCAUGAGUGGAGCAAGUUCAUCCCAGGAAAGCGUUGCCAGUACUCGUGCUCAUGACCCUUUCUUGCUUGAACGCAUGAGCCCUGUAAUCAUCGCUGGGGGAGGCGAAAUCAUCGAAAACCGCAACGCCAGCUCUGAGCUGUCUCGAUCAGAAAGCAAUACCAGCCUCCUACUUGGUAGACCUAGCAUGGAUUCAAAAGGUUCGUCGAAUCUUGGUCAAGAGGUUUCUAGGACUACAUUAUGGCCGUCAGCGUUACCCAAGGAACCGACAAAGCGAGCUUCGGCUAUCGCAAUACCUAAAGGCCGUCGACCGUCCGACAGCAGCGACGAUGGCAUUGGUAAAAGUUCUUUGGCUUUCCGGCGAUCUAUUCAGAACUCAAGUAGCACGUUGAAUCUCCCUCGACCUCUCAAAUUCGCUGGUGGUGCAUCACCGUCGAUUACAAGCUUGGACGCCAGCAUCAUGUCAGACGAAUCUCAAUUGGACAAGAACCCAGAGGUCGAGAAGGCACGCAAACUUCAAAUGACAAAGCCUAAGAAGCUGGAGAAGCGGCCAAGGUCACCGCGGAAGUGGAAUUUCUUCCAUCGAUCACAACCAAACCCAAAACCGGAACCUCGACCUCCGCUCCAAGUCACUGUUGCAAAAUCUGUGCCCAAGUCCGCUGCAAUACCACAUUAUGCAAUGCUUGAUUCCUCUGAUGAGCAGCAAGAACUAGAAGCUUUCGAUCUGGAAGAUAUCCUUCGUGAUGCCGACGUUAUAAGCCUGUCGAACGAAGAGCUUGAUUUACUACAGUUUGGAGAGAUUAAAGAAGACCACCAUCCGACCGAUGACGUUCAAUUUGAUAUGGUUUCUCCUCUGGAGGAAGAGGCUACACCGAUCUUUUCCUCCCCAGAGCCUAUUAAGCUUACACCUGAGAUACCGCAGACUGAAUUGCAUCUGGUCAAGGAGACAGCACCAACGCGUCCAAGUCGAUUGCCACAAGUUGGACGCAUACCCAAGGUCAUCUCAGCUAGGCCAGAGGCGACCUCACCGAAAUCAUUCUCACGACCAUUUGCUCGUCUAAGCACUGCUCAGCCGCUUCUAUUGCCACAAGUCGUCGAUAAGAAUUCUGUUGGCCUAGGUCCUAGCCCUCCCAAGCCAUCGACACCAGAGCCAGUCGAAACCAGAUUGCCCUAUUACGAUAUGGAAGAUGUAUCACGACAAAGCUCUGGUGAGUCCAGGUCGGAGAGCACAAGAGCCAGUCAUCAAGAUUUUCUUGCAUUCUCCCCCCGGAAGAAUUCAGAGGCUACUACGAGUAGCUCUGGUGGUCUUAGCCUCGUUGGAAUCACUGCUGUUAUUCCUGAAGCCGAUGCUGAGCUAGAGGAAGACGAAGUAUGGGAUGAAUACGAUGACUUGAUCGAGAACGACGAUACUAUCAAGGUACCUGUGUCAGCAACAUCAUCACACGGAGUUCCGUUCCAAUACGAGAGCUAUGAAAGUCGUCGGAUGAGGAAGAGCAAGGUGCAAGCUAAGGAGUCUCCUACCUUGACCUCGGCACCACCGAUCAAGGAGCAGGUUGUCGAAGUACCAGAGCGACGCUCAGCCCUUACAUCCUCCAGUGUAUACAGCGGGGACAUGAGUGCGCGGUUGAGAGAUGCUCUGAACACUAUCCCAACACCGACGACGCCGAUGUCAUUCACAGACUUCUUUUCUGGGUAUGGAGAUCGAAAUAACUCUGUUCACGGCGAAUCCGCCCAAAGACCUCGUCGUGGUUCGCAAAGCAGCUCAAGAAAAUCAACAUCAUCAAGCAGCCAUUCGCGUUCCAUUUCAGGGCUUCGAACAAUCUCCGAACAGGAGAGUAGCUCUCCUAUCUCGCAGGUUAACCUUCGUGUGGGAUCAAUGACAGUCAGCAAGUGGUUGACUUUCGGACACGUUCUCUUCAGUCCUGCCAGAGAGGAAAUAAUGCAGCUCGAGGGGCCAACGAAACGCCAUUCGAUCCUGGUCAUCGAUGGCCUUGGUAAUGAUGAUUGGUCCUUUUAUGCUGCAGAAACCUAUCCAAACUCAACUUUCUACAACCUCUCGCCCACUCGUCCACUUUCCAACUCCCAGAGAACAUCCGGGAGCACAUCAUUUCCGCUCACCCCGCCGAACCACCGUCAGAUCCAAUACCUCUCCACAUCCCAUAAGUUCCCUUUUCCGUCAUCUACCUUUGACGUUGUCGUCUUCCGAUUUCCUACUGCCAUGUCUGAGGCAUCCUACCGCAACAUCGUCGCAGAGUCCAAACGCGUACUCAAGUCAGGUGGGUAUCUCGAGAUGGCUAUCCUAGAUUUGGACAUGAUGAACAUGGGUAAUCGUGCUCGUCGAGCGGUCCGCGGCCUCAAAGUCAAGAUGCAAGUCGCAGAUCCGAGUAUCAGUCUCGCCAGCGCAAGCGACACCGUCCUUCGCAUCGUCGGUAAGCGUGGGUUCAGCGACAUCAAGAGCUGCAACGUUGGUGUUCCCGUUGCGUCAAACAUUCCUGCUGCCUCCAAAGAUACUUCCCAUCGCGGGAGCACCAGCAGCAAAGGGAAAGAACGCGAACAUGGCCAUAAGGAGGAAAUCAGCCUAGCAGACAUGAUGAAGGACGAGUCUCGCGCCGGGGACGAGAGUAUCACCAAGAUGGUUGCUAAAGUCGGACGAUGGUGGUAUACACGCUGCUACGAGAUGGCUGUUAUUCCCGAUGGUGACUUAGCCCGGAGUAUCUUCAAUGAUGGCUCUUUGCUUUCGGAGAGCGAGAAGUGGAAUGCGAGCUUCAAACUGGUGGUUGCGUACGCGCAGAAACCUGUCGUCGGGCGGAGGAGGACGGCCAGUGUCUAGUCCUUCAUCUCUUUUACCUCUCUUUAUGUUUGACCCUGAUCCUUGGAUCGUUUCUUGCCGAUUCAUUUGGAUACCGGUCGUUUGGCAUUUGCAUUUAGCGGUCUGCUGCAUAGCGAGGAGGACAUCAUUUCUGGUCUGGUCUGGUAUGAUCUUAUAAAUCUUGUCAAAGACGGAAAGAUAUCAAGGGCGCGAGCCCGUGGUGCAUCAUUUUCCUAUCUGCCUAUUAUUUACAUACAGGCUUACAUUCUCAUCUGUUCCCUUCUUUUGCGGUCACGGGUUGGCAUUUCAUCAUACAUAUCACAUCAUAUCAUCGCAGUCUGGUCAUUGCUUUAAUGGUUUAAAAUUGGGGGGGUUUGUUUUUUUGUGGGAGGAUACGGAUAGGUUUGCAAUGAGGGGUUGGAUAUAUGCGAUGAUGAUUAUGAUGGGAUGAGAGACGCUCUUUAUGUUUUGCUUUUAGUGAGCGAGCGAGCGAUCUGUUGUUGUUUUACGUUUUGAGAUCGAUAGAUACCCACUUACUUUACUCAAUACGUACUUAAUGUUAAGUAUAGACCUGAAUCUAUUACAAAUAUGA